Aureobasidium musti is the source of this 1410-nucleotide messenger RNA. NCBI's taxonomy places the organism in Eukaryota, Fungi, Ascomycota, Dothideomycetes, Dothideales, Saccotheciaceae. The record is from the annotation of a GenBank genome assembly.
AUGGCACCUAAGCAAAAGAUCAUUAUCGACUCCGACCCAGGUGUCGACGAUAUCCUGGCAAUGCUCUUGGCCUUCGCUGCUACGUCUGAAGAGAUCCAAGUCCUUCUGAUCUCUUUGACCUUUGGAAAUAUCGAUGUUCAGAAUUGUCUUCGUAACGCCGUCUCGCUGUUCCACCACAUUGAAAGGGAGAUUGAGUGGAGAAGCAAGAAUGGCAAGGACUUAGGUUUUGAGACAUUAAGAGCUUCGAAGCCUCUUGUUGCUGUUGGAGCUGAAGAACCUUUGGCAGAGCAGCGCAUGAUGGCCGACUUCUUCCGUAAGUGCUCCAAACGCNACCCGCAUCUCACCCCUCAAGAGACUUGGAAGAUGCUCUUCGACGCGGCUGAUGGAGCGCCUCUCUCGCCCGAAGGAACCACCACAUCUCAGCAAAUCCGCGAGGCUUCCAUGUUCAAGCCCUCUCAGCAACCUUCUCAUGAAGAGAUUCUGCGUCUGCUGAAGGAGAAUGAACCAGACACUAUUACCAUUGUUGCGAUUGGACCUUUGACCAACUUAGCCAUUGCCGCAGCUCAGGAUCCUGAGACGUUCUUGCGUGUGAAGGAAGUGGUCGUUAUGGGAAACACCAUUCAAAUGCCAGGAAAUGUACGCCAACCCCCUCCCCCUAUCUACCCACCCGCCUCAACCCCAGAGCCACCAUUCCGCCUGAUCAAGGCCCCACAAACACCUUUGCGCACAAGUCUAAACAUCCGUAACCAGGUAACACCGGUGGCCGAGUUCAACACGUAUGCAGACAGCAUUGCCACAGCCCGUGUGUAUGCGCUUACUUCGCCUACUCCAAACUCGACUAUUCCUCCUUCGCCUCCUGCACUGCCUGGAUCGCAGUCACUGCCUCACUUGGCGCCGUACCCAGCAAAACUGUCGAGACAGCUCAAGCUUACUGUGUUCCCUCUGGACAUCACGACACCUCAUAAGAUCACAAGGGGCCAGGUCAAACAGACGAUUCAGCCCUUGAUUGAGGCUGGGUCACCCUUGGCAGAGUGGACCGCAGCAUUCCUAAACUCGACGUUUGAUAAAGUUGAAUCGUUGAUGGAAGGUAUCAGUGGUGACUCUGUUGGACUCGAAUUGCAUGAUCCUCUGUGUAUCUGGUACGCGCUCACUCACGACGAUGCAGGAUGGAAGAUCAAGAAAGACGAGGAUAUUAGAAUCGAGACAACGGGUCAAUGGACACGGGGUAUGACGGUUGUUGAUAGACGUGGCAGGAAGAAGCGAUCCCCAGACGACGGCGAGGGUGAGAUCCCUGGUGAUGCAGGCAACUGGCUCAGCCCCAAUGCGGGCAACCGAGUCGGAAGAUGUGUACAGUCGCCCGGUGUCGACGCUUUUGCGCCGUACUUGCUACGCAGAAUCUUUGGCGCAUGA